Metarhizium acridum CQMa 102 is the source of this 1980-nucleotide messenger RNA. The record is from RefSeq and is a predicted model, not a curated record. Lineage: Eukaryota; Fungi; Ascomycota; Sordariomycetes; Hypocreales; Clavicipitaceae.
AUGUCGCCUACGCCACCCGGUCAGGGUAACAGCCAUGACGACAGAACAAGACGAAACAUAGCCUGCGUCAAUUGCCGCAAUUCCAAAGUGCGAUGCAGAGCGAAUCAAGUUCCUGGCGAAGCCUGCCAACGAUGCGCCAAACUCCAAAUAUCGUGCGUAGUUGACAAGUCUCACAAGAGAGUCACCAAGAGAAGCAAGCUAGAACAACUCGAGCAGGAGUUGAAAAGCAUCAAGCAAGUCGUCCAGCCCGCGGCCAAUGGAAAAGCCCAGUCCGCCUGGACGCCGCCAAGCCCGCGCGCCGCCAUCCCAGCAUUGCCAGACCAAAGAUCCGGAUCCGCUGCCGGCAUCAACACAACCACACCACAGCCGCCGACACCUCAGCCAGAAUCGUCAAGUAGCCGGGGACACCCUGCCCAGAGCUCUGAGCGGCGUCUGAAAACCGGCCCGACAGAGGCUCGUAUCCUGGGAAACCACAUCGUGUCUGGUGAGGAUAUCGAUUGGUACUUUACCAAAUAUCUCCGACACUUUCAUCGAUUCGUGCCGGUCCUGCGCAAAAAGGACCCAGACGACUGCUAUGAGGCAAACCAAACCCUCUUCUGGCUCGUCAUCCAUGUGGCCUGUCGACGCUAUGCCAGAGAUCGUUCCCUCUUCCCAUUGCUGACAGACCACCUGGAAAAGAACAUUUGGACAAUGUCAUCGGCCCCCGCCCUGGAUUUCGACGCCGUGCAAGCCCUCUUAAUCAUAUGUACCUGGCCGAUGCCGAAUAUUCGCUUCGUCGUAGACCCAUCGCCAACCUUUGCCGGUAUAGCGACAACCACAGCCUUGGGACUGGGUUGUCACACAGGCCAGGGGAAGAAUUCUCAAUUCUUGGUUGGCCUGCGUCAGAAUUUCCAUGCCACAGACGAAGAAGCUUCUUCCACAUGGUUAGCGUGCUGUAUGCUCUCACAACGGUACAUGCUCGCUCUCUUGUUCCCCCCGGUCUCAAACAGCCACAACAACACGCCUAACACUGAUGAUAGAACCGCCGCGAGUAUUGGCAUUCCGCCGCCUUCCACACAACACAGCGACUCCAAGGCAAAAGCAGCACUCGAUGCGUCGCAAUGGGUCGACCUCAUAAUCAUGCACGAUGUGCAACGCUUCCUCAACCGCUUCCACACAAGCAUGUUUACACAAGUCACAGCCCACGGCGGCGUCCACGAAUCCGAGGUGGCAAUGUGGGAGACGGAAUUCGAGUCUCUCAAGCCCCUCAUCACCAAAUACGACUCAGGUACACAUUUUACAGAUAGCCAUCCCCCCCUCGCCCUGCCAACUCUCGAAAUCCAGCUAUGCUACUUCAUAUGGCCGCCCAACACCGCCGUGCCGUCGAUAAAGUCGCACGCCGUGCGCGUCUUCAACACGGCCCGCUCCAUCGUCGCACACAGCCUCGACCUCGAAGCCCGCAUCCAGUUCCUCGCCCACGCCCCGCAUUGGGCCACCAGGACCAACAUCGACGCCGCCUGCAUCAUCAUCUCCAUCCUCCACUCCGACUGCUCGCCGGGCAUGAGCGAGCCCGACGCCCACCUCCUCGUCCAGCAGGCCUGCGGCGCCGUCCUCCGCGCCUCCGUGCGCGACGCCGACCUCGCCCACCGCGCGAGCAUCACCAUGGAGACCUUCUGGAGCAUACGCAACCUCGUGCCGAGCUUUGGUGCCGCCCCCGGCGCGAGGCCGGACCGCUCGUCCGCAGGAGUGACAUUUUGGUGUCUGAACAAGUUUCGCACCGCGCUGAGGGACGCCCAGAACAGCACCGAUAGGGUGAACAAUGCGCUGGAGGUGAUGCAGGGUCCAUGUGCGAGUUACACCACCCCCAGUACACAACCUAACAGUAGCGAGCCACAGCCCGGAAACUUGUCCACGGAUCCUAUCCAAGAUGUAGACUGGACCAUGUUCAUGGAUGACUUUGGAUGGGUGGGAGACGACGCUGCGCUGUUGGGCUUGCCUUGA